AUGGCCGGCCAACCAACGAUAAGCAGGUUUUUUAAGCCAGCGGACCGCUCUAAAAGGGACAAGAGGGUUGUUAGUUUACCAAUUGCCAGCUGCUCCAGUUCUAGAGAGAAAAGCCAGAAUGUAGAUGUGGUAGACCUGGAAGAUUCAUCAGUUGAUAGCACCGAGAAGAGUGAUCUUGGCUUAGAAGCCACUGCCGUCGGUAAAAGAUUCCCAGAUGUCGAAAAGUGGUCUGGGAUGAGCACUGCAAAGCGCAGAAAGCAAGACCUUUCAGGCGAUAGCUUAGGUCCCAGAGGAGCCAGGGGCAAAGAUGGUAGCAGAAUGAAACUUGACAGGCUGACACCACUAGACCAGCAAGUGAAAGAGCUGAAAGACGCUAACCAUGACAAGCUCCUGGUGGUUAGAGUGGGAUAUAAGUACAAAUGCUUUGCACAGGACGCUGUUAUUGCCAGCAGCAUUCUGCAGAUCAAGCUGAUAGAGGGCAAACUCACCUUCGAUGGCUCCAAUCCGCAAGAUUCCGAGCAUAAGCAGUUUGCGUAUUGCUCUUUUCCGGACAACCGUCUUCACGUUCAUCUCGAAAGGCUUGUUCGACAUGACUUAAAGGUUGGCGUGGUUGAGCAAUCAGAGACCAGUGCAAUCAAGAAGUUUUCGAAGGAUUCUAACAAGAGCAACGUGUUUGUGCGUCAAGUGACUAAUGUCUUUACGAAAGCAACUUAUGGAAUUAACAAUACAUUCUCUUCGGACUCUCGAAGAGUACUCGGCGACACCUGCAGCAUAUGGGGCCUCCACAUAGUUGAAUGCGGUCGUCGAAGAAUGAAAGUUCGUCUUCUAUCGAUUGCCCUGAAUACUGGUGAUAUAGUAUAUGAUGAGUUCGAAGAUUCAGAGCUCUCCACGGAGCAGCUUGACAUACGGGCAAGAUAUCUGGAACCCAAAGAAGUGGUUUAUUACGAGAAAUUGCCGACCAAAGUCGAAAGACUCUUAUCCGGAAGAGACUGUUCUUUCCACUUGAGGGGGUUGCCACUUGAAUCUGAAGAUGUGAACGAGCGCUUGAAGGAAGCUCAGCUCUCAACUGAAUAUUCCAAACUCUACAACCUGCUGUACGAAUAUUUGAAAGAGUAUAGCAAUGAGAAGCUUCUGCUAAUCCCCUCGUCUUUCAAACCUUUCGCUGCCGCGACCUAUAUGCUUCUCAGCUCCAACACCCUUGAAAGCCUCGACAUUGUUUCGAAUGAUGGUGGUAAAGGUUCGCUUUUCUGGUUGCUGGACCACACGAGGACCUCUUUCGGAUCACGAAUUCUCAAGGAGUGGGUUCUUAGACCUCUUUUGUGUCGAGCUGAUAUAGAAGAUCGACUAGAUGCAAUUGAAUGUUUAAAGGAAGAAGUCAGCACCGUCUUUUUUGAAGCGCUUAAUCAAAUACUGAAAAGUACUUCAGAUUUGCAGCGCACUUUGAACCGAAUUGCCUAUGGGAACACGUCCAGAAAUGAGGUUUAUUUCUUUCUAAAACAGAUAUCAAAACUAGGGUCACAUUUCGAGAUGCACUCAAACGAUUUGAAGAGUCGGAUAUCUAUUGAUGGCGGACGGAUAAACCGAAAGUCGAGGUUGCUAACCAGGCUAAUAAGCGAGAUGAUGGAAUACUCUCAUCGCAUGACGAUGCCUUUACUUUUCUCCAUGAUUAAUGCUUCGGCGGUGAUGGAGAAAGAUGUCGAGCGUCAGACGACUGAAUUUUUCAAUCUCAAUAAUUAUGAUCACCCAGAAGUGAUCAUUCAAAGACAACGUGAGAUUAACAGUGUCCAAGAGGAACUUGCGGAAGAGCUCAACCGCAUAAGAACAAUCCUUAAGAGGCCCCAUCUUAACUACAAAGAUGAAACAGAUUACCUUAUAGAGGUCCGGAACACACAAGUGAAAGGCCUGCCGGCAGAUUGGAUAAAAGUCAAUUGCACAAAGAUGAUUAGUAGAUUUCACACGCCCAACAUAAUCCGUCUAAUGGAAAAAUUGCAAUAUCACAAAGACCUUUUGCUUCGGGAUGCAGAGAACGAGUAUAAGAGCUUUUUGUCUCGCAUUGUGGAGGAAUAUGCUGCCUUGAGAAACUAUAUCAGCAACAUUGGUAUCUAUGAUUCGCUUCUUGCUCUGGCGGCAACAUCAUGCAAUGGAAAUUAUGUUCGCCCAAAAUUUACUGAUAAGAAACAGUACAUUAAAGCGAUCAAUGCCCGCAACCCUGUGAUUGAGUCCCUAGAUGUACAGUAUGUUCCAAAUGAUGUCAAUAUGUCAGAAAAGGAUGGAAAGGUACUCAUUUUGACCGGCCCAAACAUGGGAGGUAAAUCCUCAUAUGUGAGGAAGGUAGCACUAUUAGUUAUCCUGGCACAGAUCGGCUCCUUUGUGCCUGCUGAUUUCUUAGAAUUAGGCUUGUUUGACAAUGUCUUCACGAGAAUUGGCGCCUUCGACAAUAUUCUAAGAGGGGAGUCAACCUUCAAGAUCGAAAUGCAAGAAAUUCUCCAAAUUAUACGCAAUUGCAGCAGCGAUUCUUUGAUUUUACUGGAUGAGGUCGGUAGGGGAACUGGUACGGAGGACGGGAAAGCUAUUGCAUAUACAAUUUUGGAGUUUUUUCUUGCUGAGCCAAAAUGCCCAUUAGUGCUUUUUACGACUCAUUAUACUCUGUUGGGCUUAACUCAAUCUCCACUGCUGAGCAACUUUUACAUGGAUUACGUCGAAGAAAAGCGAGCAGGUGAGAAUUGGCCUACUGUCGUGUUUCUCUACAAAUUGAGGCCAGGUACAACCUCUAACUCGUUCGGACUUAAUGUUGCUAAGUUGGCUCAUAUUGAUACAACCAUUAUCAACAGUGCGUUUGAAGUGUCCGAAAGAUUGAGGGAAGAGUACAGCUUAACCCGCUACACGUCACGGGCGUCACACAUGAAAGAAAUUUUAAGUUCUCAUACAUCAUCUUGCGUGCAAAAGGUGACUGAGUUACUGUCGUGGAUUGAACAAGAGGAGUUUGACCGCGAAUAG
Messenger RNA from Torulaspora globosa, 2997 nucleotides. RefSeq names its product mismatch repair protein MSH3 (gene MSH3). Gene Ontology annotation, biological process: mismatch repair. Gene Ontology annotation, cellular component: MutSalpha complex; nucleus. The coding region runs from base 1 to 2997 and encodes 998 amino acids. Lineage: Eukaryota; Fungi; Ascomycota; Saccharomycetes; Saccharomycetales; Saccharomycetaceae. The transcript has a single exon. The record is from RefSeq and is a predicted model, not a curated record. Gene Ontology annotation, molecular function: ATP binding; ATP-dependent DNA damage sensor activity; mismatched DNA binding.